Molecule: messenger RNA, 732 nt
Organism: Stegodyphus dumicola
Lineage: Eukaryota; Metazoa; Arthropoda; Arachnida; Araneae; Eresidae
Source: RefSeq, a predicted model, not a curated record
AUGGGUGAUUUACCCUCGCCCAGAGUUCAACCAUCAAGACCUUUUGCAGUCACCGGUGUUGACUAUGCUGGUCCAUAUUCUAUUAAGUCCCAAGUUGGGAGAAGAACAAAAACUUUCAAGUGUUACAUAUCCAUUUUUGUGUGUUUCUCAACAAAAGCUGUACACUUGGAGUUAGUCAGUGAUUUAUCAACUUCAACGUUUUUAGCAGCUCUAAAAAGAUUUAUCGCCCGACGAGGCAAACCAUCUAAAAUUUCGAGUGACUGUGCUACUAACUUCAAAGGUGCUAGUAAGGAACUGAAGGAGAUUUAUAAAAAUGCAGCUCGCAUUGAGAAAAGCAGUGAAUUAUGUGACUACAUUACCUCAGAAGGUAUAACUUGGUUAUUUAAUCCUCCGACAUCUCCUCACUACGGUGGGUUGUGGGAAUCUAAUGUGAAAUCCAUGAAAUUUCAUCUUAAACGAGUAUUAGGAUCCAAACUUCUAACUUACGAGGAAUUUUUAACAGUGCUUACACAAGUGGAAGCGUGUAUGAAUUCCCGUCCUCUUUGUGCGAUGUCUAGUGAUCCAAACGACUUUAGUGCAUUGACUCCAGGUCAUUUUCUGAUUGGAGCCCCUUUGCUUGCCAUUCCGGAAUCUGACUUGAGUGAUGUGAAAUCUUCACGACUUAAACGUUGGUCUCUAGUUCAACAGACUGUGUGCAACAUUUUUGGAAACGAUGGUGUGCAGAAUAUUUAA